Macadamia integrifolia is the source of this 1427-nucleotide messenger RNA. Its product is annotated as protein transport protein SEC13 homolog A-like. NCBI's taxonomy places the organism in Eukaryota, Viridiplantae, Streptophyta, Magnoliopsida, Proteales, Proteaceae. The transcript has 3 exons. Gene Ontology annotation, cellular component: nuclear pore outer ring; COPII vesicle coat. Gene Ontology annotation, biological process: protein import into nucleus; COPII-coated vesicle budding. Gene Ontology annotation, molecular function: structural molecule activity; protein binding. Bases 240 to 1148 code for a protein of 302 amino acids. The record is from RefSeq and is a predicted model, not a curated record.
UGAGUCAUCAGGAUUCAGGACCGCUUUUGCUUUUGUGGACUUUACUUUGGUUUACCAGAGAGCUCCAGAACAGAGAGGGCGAAUUGUCGAAGGAGACUUGCAGAGAAGUUUGAGCCUUUCAAGUUUAAGCUUACCUGAGGGACUUCUUGGAUUGAAGUAUCGAUCUCUCAUCUCCGACGUGAGAGAAAUCAAUAAACCAGAAGGUAGAUUCUAAACAUAUUGACUUGUUGGAGGAAGCGAUGCCAUCCCGGAAGAUUGAAACGGGUCAUCAAGACCCUGUUCAUGAUGUUGUCAUGGAUUACUAUGGCAAGCGUAUUGCCACUGCAUCAUCUGACUGCACCAUCAAGAUAAUUGCGGUUAGCAGUUCCUCUGCUUCGCAGAAUCUUGCCACUCUCACUGGUCAUCAAGGUCCCGUUUGGCAGGUUGCCUGGGCUCAUCCCAAGUUUGGUUCCAUUCUUGCUUCUUGUUCUUAUGAUGGAAGAGUGAUAAUUUGGAAGGAGGGUAACCAGAAUGAGUGGUCUCAAGCCCAUGUUUUUAAUGAUCACAAGGUAUCUGUCAACUCCAUUGCUUGGGCUCCUCAUGAAUUAGGCCUCUGCCUGGCUUGUGGAUCAUCUGAUGGGAACAUCUCAGUGUAUACAGCCAGGACUGAUGGUGGUUGGGACACCGCACGGAUUGAUCAAGCUCACCCCGUGGGUGUCACUUCAGUUUCAUGGGCUCCUCCAAUGGCUCCUGGUUCCCUCGUUGGAUAUGGACAGUUUGACCCUAUUCAGAAGCUUGUCUCUGGUGGCUGUGAUAGUAAUGUGAAGGUGUGGAAGCUGUACAAUGGGAAUUGGAAAAUGGAUUGCUUCCCUGCCCUUCACAUGCACACUGAUUGGGUGAGGGACGUGGCUUGGGCACCUAACUUGGGUCUUCCCAAGUCUACUAUUGCCAGUGCUUCACAGGAUGGGACUGUAAUUAUAUGGACUGUGGCCAAGGAAGGGGAUCAGUGGGAGGGUAAAGUUUUGAAUGAUUUUAAGACCCCAGUAUGGAGGGUCUCGUGGUCGCUGACUGGAAACAUAUUGGCUGUGUCUGAUGGGAACAACAACGUAACAUUGUGGAAAGAAGCGGUGGAUGGUGAGUGGCAACAAGUAACAACGGUGGAGCCAUAGAGUCCAGGUUCUUCAUUUCUUCAACUGUUAAUAUAUCAUAUAUAUAUAUAUAUAUAUCAUGUUUUGUGUGUUUAAUUUUCACCUGCAGUAUGGCCUUUCUUAUUUUUCUCUUUUUCUUUCUUUUGUCUUCUUUUUUAAAUCAGGGAGUUAAAGAGUGUAUCCAAAUGUUUAGUUCAGAAAUAUUACUUUUGUGAAAGAAAUGGUAGUUGAAAAACAGUUGUAACCCCGGUUUCCUGUUCUAUUUUGAAUGGAGUUAUUUUCCAAUUUAGAUUCUUUUAA